AUGCCAAACCGCAGUUCCACCGUGCCCAACCUCGAUCUGAGCUCGUUCAAGACAGAGUCGAAGAAGGACAAGGUCUCUUCGCCGCUGACACCGAAUGGCCAGAGUUCGGACGGGCUGAGUCCCCUGACACCUCGCUCGCCCAAGUCAGCAUCCAGCUCUCCGCUCUUCAAAGGCGCGACCAUCCGCCCUGUUACGCAAGACUCGUGCAGCAAGGCAACCAGCCCUACCCUCCCGCUCUCUCCUGACACAGCCACCGCCGAGCCCUUAACACCAGGGAUUACCGCCAUUCCUCAGCAUUUCCCGUCCCCCAAGGACUCCAAACAUUCACGCGAUGCAUCGAAAUCCUUCUUCGGCAACCUCAAAGCACCCAAAUCAUCACAUAAGUCACAGCGAUCGGACAGCUCAGGGGAUUCGACCGAACCCCCAAAGAGCAGGGGCAGUUCCAAAGAGCGCAGGAUGACAAUGGCUGCCAAGUCAUAUGGAUCAACGCCCGAUCUACUGGGAGCGCUUGCCCAUGUGAAUGAGACCGAAAAGACGAUUCGUGAUUCCACAGAUGGAUGUUCAGGCAACAAGAGCUCGCAACAAACAGAUACGAAAAAGGCUGGAACCGAUCUCGACGCGGCCGCGCCAAAGAAAAACAAGCAACGAUUCGCAAAUCUUUUGACCCGAUCGCGCUCUAUCCGAGUCGACGAAAACGCGGGGAACAGAGCACCGGGACGACGACCUUCUACAGGUUUAGCCAAAUUAGAAGAGUUCAACCAAGGCGCAACAGCACAACCCCGCUCGGCGACUGCGCGACCAGAACGAACCGUACGGGGAGGCUUGCAGCCUCCCGAGCGUCAAGCAGACACGAUUUCUUUGCGCAAAGAGCGCAGUCAUGGUAACAUGGUAGCGUCGGGCUCAUUAAGUCAAGUAUCUGGCGCAUCUGCGGCCAUCUUCAGUAACCUGAAGUCAUCUUCGAGCGGAGCUGCAGACCGUAUCGGCAAGGCUGGAAAAGGCUUCUUUGGCAAAAUCACCCGCAGCGGUAGUACCAAUGAGCGAGAGAUGAUCAACGAUGACUCCUAUACAUGUUCAGUGAUCAAUCUCCCUCUCAUUGAGCAGGCGCGCAAGACUCGUAUUGCGAAGAAACUCGAACACUGUCGUGAUAAGACUGAAUUUUGGAUGCCCGCUUUGCCAUACCGCUCGGUUGACUAUUUGAACUUCAAGGGUUGCGAGGAAGAAGGCCUUUACCGAGUUCCUGGCAGUGGCAGAGAAGUCAAACAUUGGCAGCGACGAUUCGAUACAGAACUUGAUAUCGACCUUUUCGAAGUCCCCGAUUUAUACGAUAUUAACACCGUCGGGUCUCUAUUUAAAGCCUGGCUGCGAGAGCUACCAGACGAGCUCUUCCCGAAGGCGACGCAAACGAUGAUCGCCCAGCAAUGCGAAGGUGCCACUACGGCGCCACAACUACUCAAAGACGAACUCUCAAAACUCCCCCAUAUCACUACUAUCUCCUCUUCGCCAUCACCUGUCAUCUCAACCUCCUCCAUUCUUAUGUCGAUCAGAAUAAGAUGGAUUACCGCAAUCUUUCCCUGCAUGAAGAUAGACGCCUUCUGUUUCCAAUUUUUGGUCUGUGACUGGAAAAACUGCUGGCAGGGCUGCUGGACAGAGAAAGAGUACCUCGAGAUUGAACGGAAGAUGGAUGAGCGUGACCAGAGAGUCUCAGAGGAGCAGGAGAAAGAAGCUGUCAGGGAGAAGCAAGAGACGGCUGCCAGUCAUGAACGCGCCAUCUCGUCUUCCAGCAGCAGUGCUGGCGAGGACCCCCUCGACCAGCGACCUCCCGGAGCCGAAAAGCUCCACCGAAGAACAUUGAGAUAUCACAUACACGAAGUGUCUCACAGCUCCCUGAACUUGGACCUCCCCUCUCCCCCAUCAAAAUCUAAUUAG
Messenger RNA from Penicillium brevicompactum, 1926 nucleotides. RefSeq lists its product as uncharacterized. Lineage: Eukaryota; Fungi; Ascomycota; Eurotiomycetes; Eurotiales; Aspergillaceae. Gene Ontology annotation, cellular component: cytoplasm. Gene Ontology annotation, biological process: regulation of GTPase activity; signal transduction. The coding region runs from base 1 to 1926 and encodes 641 amino acids. The transcript has 3 exons. The record is from RefSeq and is a predicted model, not a curated record.